AUGACUGACAGUGGUGUAUGCGAGGUCAAAACGAAAAAAAUAAAACUAGAUGAGAAGGAAGACGGGGAGAAACCAACUGAAAGCCUGUCGGAAGGGAAGUUGAUGGAGUUACCCAGGAAGAAGUUUUAUCGACAACGAGCACAUGCAAAUCCGUUAUCCGACCGUGAUAUGUUUCAUCCAGCAACACCGGAGACGUAGGAAGCUUGGGUAUUUUUAAAAUAUUACUUUAGGAUGAAUUGGAGCGAAUUCUUUGGUCCUUCUUUCACUGGCGAUUCGUCGAAGGUACGAAACGCGGAUAUUGGAUGUGGCUACGGUGGCCUUUUAUUUAAGCUCUCGGAAAUAUUUCCGGAUGAAUUCUCAGUGGGAUAUGAGAUUAGGCAUAAAGUAAUUUUAUUACCUAAAUUUUAGAAUCUCUGUUAAGGUUAGCAAAUACGUCCAAGACAAGAUUACGGCCCUGCGUCACAAUGAGCCUGGAAAAUGGGAGAAUAUAUGUUGUCUUCGUACGAAUGCGAUGAGGUUCUUGUCUCAUUUCUUCCAGAAAGGCCAAUUGUCAAGGAUGUUCUUUUUGUACCCGGACCCGCAUUUCAAGAAGAGCAAACAUAAGUGGAGAAUUAUCUCGAUUCCUUUAAUUUCUGAAUAUGCUUACUUGAUCAAGGCCGGAGGUAAGUUGCACUUGAAGCGAUUUAUAAGUUUUUAAAGGUAUUUUGUACACGGUCACCGAUGUCCUGCAAUACCAUGAAUGGGUAUUAGAGAACUUUGCCGCAACUAAGUUGUUCGAGAAGAUUUCAGACGAAGAACUGAAAGAUGAUCCGAUCUUUCCUUUUAUCUUUGAUUCGUCUGAAGAAGGAAAAAAAGUGACCAGAAAUGAAGGCUCCAAAUAUCACGCUGUAUACAGAAGAACAGCCAUCGAACCUCAAUUUGAACCCAAUUUCGAGAAGAAGGACCAAGAUCAUGACGAAGGUGGUGAAGUCGAGUCUGAGAGGGACACUGAAGAAGCCGAGCUAAGCUCAAGUGAUGCCAAGCCAACCGUGGAUUUAUAA
Bursaphelenchus xylophilus (pine wood nematode) is the source of this 1040-nucleotide messenger RNA. Lineage: Eukaryota; Metazoa; Nematoda; Chromadorea; Rhabditida; Aphelenchoididae. The record is from the annotation of a GenBank genome assembly.